This is a messenger RNA of Odocoileus virginianus texanus, 1334 nucleotides long. It is a transcript of the gene RERG, whose product is annotated as RAS like estrogen regulated growth inhibitor. NCBI's taxonomy places the organism in Eukaryota, Metazoa, Chordata, Mammalia, Artiodactyla, Cervidae. Gene Ontology annotation, molecular function: GTPase activity; GTP binding. The record is from RefSeq and is a predicted model, not a curated record.
UGGGAAACGCCCCCGCAGACCGCGCUGCGCAACGUGGGAGGGUUAGCGGUCCCGGGGAACCGCUUCCGAACUUGCCAGGGGACCGCGGCUCUCCCGGGCCUGGAGAGUGUGAACAGGAUUGCAGAUUUACCAUGAUAUGGUGAACCCCAGGGCUGGAAACAAAAAGGUCUUCUCAGCUCUUUAGUUCGAACCACAGUGAAUUGUCUACCAGCACCCAACAUGGCUAAAAGUGCAGAGGUCAAACUGGCAAUAUUUGGGAGAGCAGGCGUGGGCAAGUCAGCUCUUGUAGUGAGAUUUUUGACCAAACGGUUCAUCUGGGAAUAUGAUCCCACCCUCGAAUCAACCUACCGACACCAAGCAACCAUUGAUGAUGAAGUUGUCACCAUGGAGAUACUAGAUACUGCUGGGCAGGAAGACACCAUUCAGAGGGAAGGACACAUGCGAUGGGGGGAAGGCUUUGUGCUGGUCUAUGACAUUACUGACCGAGGAAGUUUUGAGGAAGUGCUGCCACUUAAGAACAUCCUGGAUGAGAUCAAAAAGCCCAAGAACGUGACUCUCAUCUUGGUUGGAAACAAAGCUGACUUGGACCACUCCAGACAGGUCAGUACAGAAGAAGGGGAGAAGCUGGCCACAGAACUGGCAUGUGCUUUUUAUGAGUGUUCUGCCUGCACUGGAGAAGGGAACAUCACCGAGAUAUUCUACGAGCUGUGUCGAGAGGUGCGUCGCCGGAGGAUGGUCCAGGGCAAGACGAGGCGACGCAGCUCCACCACGCAUGUCAAGCAAGCCAUUAAUAAGAUGCUCACCAAAAUCAGCAGUUAGGCAGCUCCAUCCUUGGGAAGACCCUGCUCAGCAGAAAGACAACAUUCAAAUAAACAGGGGAAUUAAAAAUGAAGCUUAACUACUUCUUCUGUUGGGGAGCCCAGGUUCUGUGACAGGCACACUAAGAAGAAUUAGCCUCUGAUUCACUUAAACUGGCUACAUGGCUUCUAAUAUAUUGGAUAAAUUAAUUCAUUUAGAAUUCAGAAAAGAAUGAAUGAUUAGAGCUCACUAUACCUGAAUAAAUGUGUAUAAAUCAGAUUCUUAUAUUGUGAAAUAGUCUAUAACUGAUAAAGCUUUAUGAUUCUUUUUUCCCCUAUUAUGCCCCCAUAUAUUAAGAUUUGGGCACUUUAUUUUAGAAGAAAAUAUAUAUCUUUUACAUAUGUGUGUAUUUAUAAAUGCAUAGAUAUAUGUAUAAAACUUUGUAAGAGUUAAAGGCUUUAAUUCACCAACGCAUUUGGACAACUCGGUGUAAUUGACUAUUUUAUGUGAAUAUAAUAAAAAGCAUAAUUUUCACA